AUGUCGGCCGCUGAAGCCGCGGUGCCCCAGGAGAAGUCGGAUCCCGUCUACCACCCGUACGGUAACAGCGCGGAUGGUAGUGGGCUGGGCUAUAGCGCAUCGUACGACGGCGAUGGCCAGUCGCUGUACGAGCGCUACACGGGACUCAAGGGCGUUUACUACAACCCGUAUACCCAGGUCGUCUUGCUCGGCUUCGUCUGCUUCAUGAGUCCCGGUCUCUUCAACGCGCUUCAGGGUCUCGGUGGAGGUGGACAACUGGACACGGAGACGAGCGCGAACGCCAAUUCUACCCUAUACGCUACUUUCGCUGUCGCCGCCUUCUUUGCAGGGUCCAUCAACAACGUCCUAGGGCCGAGGCUGACGCUCCUGCUCGGGAGUUCCGGUUACGCAUUGUUCAUUAGUUCAUACCUUGUCGUAAACAUCCACCCCAAUGCCAGUGGGUAUGUCAUCGGCAUGGGUGCGGUCCUAGGCAUCUGCGCCGGUAUGCUGUGGACGGCCCAGGGCUCGUUGAUGCUCGCCUAUCCCACCGAGUCUCAAAAGGGGCGCUUUAUCGGGAUCUUCUGGUCCAUCUUUAAUCUGGGCGGAGUCGUCGGAGCGUCGGUAUCCCUCGGUCAGAACUUUCACAACACGACGAACAGGGUCGGCAAUGGCACCUAUAUCGGCUUUCUGGUACUCACGGGCAUCGGCUUUCUCCUCCCGCUCUGCAUGGCGAAUCCUAACAAUAUGAUUCGUACCGACGGAACGCGGGUCACGACGCCACACCAGCCCUCCUGGAGGACAGAGAUCUAUGGCCUCUAUGUCGCGUUGCGGACAGACCCGCUCAUCAUUCUUCUUUUCCCUAUGUUCUUUGCCUCAAACUGGUUUUACACGUAUCAGUUCAACGACUAUAAUGCGGCCCUCUUUAACAUACGCGCGCGCUCAUUGAAUAACCUGGUCUACUGGCUCUCUCAAAUCCUGGGCUCGCUCUCCAUCGGACUGCUUCUGGACCAACAACAAUUUUCGCGCCGCCUUCGCGCCUUCUCCGCAUGGUGCAUCCUCCUCGUCCUCGUCUUUGCCGUCCACACGUGGACGUACUUCUAUCAAAGGAACUACACCCGCGAGUCCAUCCCACCCGACGCGGAGAAGAUCGACAUUUACGACAGCGGAUACGUCGCUAAGAUGUGGCUCUACAUCUUCUGCGGUAUCCUCGACUCAAUGUGGCAGACGACUGCGUAUUGGAUGAUGGGCGCCAUGUCGAACGACCCGAACAAGCUCGCAUACUUUGCCGGAUUCUACAAAUCUAUCCAAUCCGCGGGUGCCGCCGGUAUCUGGCGGGGAGACGCUGUCAAGCUGCCGUACAUGUCGAUAUUCAUAUCGACGUGGAGCUUGCUUGCCGCCGGUCUCGUGUUCGCGCUGCCCAUGAUCCAUCUGAGGGUCAAGGAUCACACCGAAGAUGAAAUUGAGUACGCCGGAGAGAUGGAAGAGAGAGGACCCGUACGACACCCACCAGACCCUGAGACUGCUUCUUCCUGA
Molecule: messenger RNA, 1512 nt
Organism: Peniophora sp. CBMAI 1063
Lineage: Eukaryota; Fungi; Basidiomycota; Agaricomycetes; Russulales; Peniophoraceae
Source: the annotation of a GenBank genome assembly